Trichoplax adhaerens is the source of this 1347-nucleotide messenger RNA. RefSeq lists its product as uncharacterized. Gene Ontology annotation, biological process: chemical synaptic transmission; G protein-coupled receptor signaling pathway, coupled to cyclic nucleotide second messenger. Gene Ontology annotation, molecular function: G protein-coupled serotonin receptor activity; neurotransmitter receptor activity. The transcript has 2 exons. The coding region runs from base 1 to 1347 and encodes 448 amino acids. The record is from RefSeq and is a predicted model, not a curated record. Gene Ontology annotation, cellular component: membrane; dendrite. Lineage: Eukaryota; Metazoa; Placozoa; Uniplacotomia; Trichoplacea; Trichoplacidae.
AUGAGCCAAGAAACAAAUUCACCGCGCUCAAAUACUUUACCUUACAGAUCUGGGAUUGGACCCGUUAAUAAUGGAAUCUAUAUUUUCUACAUAACAGUAAUUGGAUUAAUUAUCCUUACAUCGACAGCAGGUAACAUUAUUGUCUUUGCAGCUGUUCUGAAAAGCAAGAAUAUUGUUCACUUGCCCACAUUUUAUUUAGUGUUAAAUCUGGCAUUUGCUGAUUUAUCUCUGGCCACAGUAGUCAUGCCAUUAUCUGUCAUCAUUAUGUUAAGUUACUGGGAUUUUUUAAUAUUAAGUACAACUUUAUGUCUCAUAUGGCAAAGUUUAUUAUUCUUCUUUAUAUCUUUGUCAUUACUAACGCUAUCAGCUAUAAGUGUGGAGCGCUGUUUGGCGGUAACAUCAGCAUAUGUAUAUCGUCGUCGAGUUCGUUCCCGUUGGAUCAUCGCCGCAAUAGUAAUAAUAUGGUGUUUAAGUAUUGGAUUAGCCGUUAAACCGAUCAUUGACUUAAUUCAAUUUCAUGGAAAGCCAAUGGCUAGCGAUCAUACUUCUAAUUUAUUCAAAACGACUCCAUCUAUUGGUUUAAGCUAUGCAAUGCAGCACGAUAAUUCAAGCUAUGCUGCCAAUGUUCUUACUCAUAAUCCAGCCGCAGUAGAAAUUAAAAAAUCUUGUAUUUAUUAUAACGCAUACAGUACAUGGACUAUUUUAGCAUUUAUCUUACUUGCUACUUACUUGAUUGUGCCAUUUAUAAUUAUGAUUGCUUGUAAUGCAAGGAUCUAUCAUGCUGCUCGACAACAUUUUAAAAUGCGGCGUGAAAUGCUACGAAUGUAUACUGCUACCAUUGCUAUACCAAACAAUCGUGAGAGAGGGCGUGAAAGUAAACGCUUUUUGCGCGAAUUACGCGCAGCUAAGACAUUAGGAGUUGUCGUAGGUAUUGCUAUUCUUUGUUUUACACCAUUUACUAUAAUCACCUUUAUACUUCAAGUAUGCCCAGGUAGUUGUUUAACUUAUCAAAAAGGAUUGCAAUGGUUAGGAGUAGUUUUAACCUACGUAAAUUCUGCAUGCAAUCCUAUCAUCUAUGGAUGGUCCAGUCGUGAAUUCCGAUUUGCUUUUAAGUACCUUUUUAAGCAGAUUGAUCCAAAUGCACGUCAUAAUAGCUGCGACUCAUCAUCAGCAUAUAUUCACUUAUCUAACAUCCAUCCAAUUAGCCAUAUACCACUGUCAAUGACUCCAGUUCAACUUAAUGAUAGCAGAAGAGGAAGUCAGACAUCGUUAACGUUUAGUCGGGGCCACACUAUUUCCUCACCUCAAAUUUCCAGUAAAAAUAAGGUUGAAAAGCACGAAUUUUAA